This is a messenger RNA of Miscanthus lutarioriparius, 1173 nucleotides long. The record is from the annotation of a GenBank genome assembly. Lineage: Eukaryota; Viridiplantae; Streptophyta; Magnoliopsida; Poales; Poaceae.
AUGAAUGCACAUUUAGUGGGUGAUCCCAUGAACACCGUGGACACCACUGCAGAAGGAAGGACUGCACUAUCUCCUGCUGCUUCACAAAGCGAGGCAGAAAAGGUAGGGGUUGAGGUGAUGAUGAAGGCAAUGAGGAAUACUGCAAGGAUUUUGGAGAUGAUUGAGGUCUACAUUGGUCAAACCCAGGCCUCAGAGGCGAAGACUGCCAGAAGAAGGGAGGUUGAUCAUAGCCAACAAUUAAGGUCAGCUAUGUUUCCAGAUGUAUGUUUGGUGGCUGAACCAAUGGACGGUGAAACUGAAACCAAGGCAAAUGAGGGGCUUGGAAUGGAAUCCUUUGCAUCUCCAGAGGCCCUUGGGCAUUGCCAGUUGACCACUGCCUCCCCAGUAGUCUUCAGCAUGUGCAACCAAUUGGAAAAUGCAAUAUCAGAGAAAACUGUAGCUUUUGAGAGGGCCAAAGUUAUCGAAGAGAGACUUAAAGAGCAGGCUGAGCGACUUCAAAUUGAAUCCAAGCGGUCACAAGAAACUGAGGCUGCUCAGAAAGAAGCGCUCCGAGAAAAUAGAGCCCUGAAACAGGAGAUGGCCGAGAAGAAAGAGGAGCUUAGCAGUCUGAAGAAUAAUUUCACUAUGAUGUUGAAAAGGGACACACAGGUCGAACAGAGAAAUGCAGUUCUAGAGGACAAGAUUGACCAUGUCAACAGGUUAUUAGAAGCAGAAAAGUCAAAUAUAAGAGAAUUAAGUGAACAGCUAGGUAAAGCUGUCAAUGAGAAAAACAAGCUAAUGACAGAGUUGGAGACAAAUAAUGAUGGUCUCGCCAAAAUCCAAGGAUGCAUCCAUCAAUCAUUAACUGCACGAAUAUCUCGACUAAAAGGCGUUGCAGCCACGACAAACCUUGGUCAUUAUCAACAUUUGUUGGCUCGUAUGGAUGCUCUGGGACAGGUAAAAGAGCAUUUGCCUAAGAUGUUGGAAACCAUUGAAAUAGCCACAAGCCUCUCUGCGUACAGCCUGGCUGCUGCCAUGCUCAUAAGGCUUCGUGCCUAUCAUGGAGAUGACUUCGAUCUUCAAAGGCUUGUUAUGCCCCUGCAUCUCAAUAGGGAAGACUAUGCUAGGAUUCGAAAUGCAGUUGACCCCCUGGCAGCAAAAGUUGCACAGAAAUAUAGAGUCUGUGAACAUUGA